Prunus armeniaca (apricot) is the source of this 1416-nucleotide messenger RNA. The record is from the annotation of a GenBank genome assembly. Lineage: Eukaryota; Viridiplantae; Streptophyta; Magnoliopsida; Rosales; Rosaceae.
AUGGGGGAUCAGAAAAUAUCUCAACCUUCCGCCGCCGCUGAGCUCACCGAUGUUCACGGCCAUGCCUUGACGAGCAAAGAUGAGCUCUUGGGUAAGAUAUCGGAGAUGGAGAAAUCUCUAGCCGCACUUUCCGACCAGCAAAUCCAACUGGUCCAUUUGACGAAAUCUAUAGCAGAGCAGCUUCGCCUACUACGCGCCAGUGUCACUGGCGCCUCGGUGAAUACCUGCACUCCCAACCCGAACGAUGGGGCCCUUCAUCCUUACCCAAGCUUGCCCAUGGAGAUCGAGGGUGAGCAUGCAUCAAUGAUGGUAAAUCAGGGGGAAGCCCGAUCUGUAUAUUUAGUCGUUUCUUUUUGGUCCAAGACUGCAAUCUAUGAAGUGAAAUUCAGACAUGGAAGAGGAGUCUCUCAUGAACCCACAACAAUUGGACUUGUUGCCAAGUUCAAUGAGGAUAAAUUCUGUCAUGCUGCACGGAUUUCCAAACACUCCAAAUUAUAUUGUCUUACACAACACAGUGGGUAUAUUGUUGACAUGAACUCUUUUUCAAGAUGCUCAUCCAUUCCUCCUAACCUAGCCAAUGAAUUUAUAGCAAAGGUUGUGUCCGCGUAUGGCAAGAUUUACUGUGUUGCAAGUCCAACCUACUAUCCAUCAGUUUUGGGGACUUCCUUCUGGAGGUAUGAUCCUGAUAAGAACAUUUGGGAGCCGCUUCCAUGUUGUGAGGAUUAUCACAUGGGUAUGAUUAUCACCGGUUAUGCUGUUUGUCAUGGUGUUAUUUUGUUUUCAUUGGUUAGAUGGGAAAAAAAUCAAUUUGAUGUCGUUGCUUUUGAUUUGAGUAGAAACCAAUGGAAUCGAGUGAAAGUUGAUACCACUAUUAAGUAUGCCCAUUUCAUAGGGAGGGCCGUGGUUGUAGGCACGACUAUCUAUGCCCCAUAUGGGAAUUGUGUUAUAGAAUUCUCCUUAAGGAUGCAAAAAGGUGAUGAUGGUGGUAUUGCAUAUUCCCUACGACAACUCUUUAUAUUAGAAGGCUUGGAGAUUGCGGAUCCGCCAUUGCCAUUUGAGAGGUGGAAAGAUGAUUAUUUGGUUCAUUUGGGAAAGCGGGACUUUUGCCAUGUCAGUACUGGCAAUAAUGAAGGUUUCAUGGUUCAACAUAUUUGUAUCACCACAUUUCAAAUUGUUGUUGGAGAAACAGGAAGAGAUAUGAUCAAGACCAUACAUUCAACUGUUCAUUCUGUGGAUAUGGAGGGCCCUCAAAUGUUUUGUCUUCUUUCCUGCUUUGCUCGUGAUUGCGAGGAUUAUGAACCCAUAGGAGACGAGAGUAAUUGGAUUUUGCAAAAAGAAGCCAAGUGGGAGAAUGGAGAAAUAGCUAACAGGCCGCAUGAAAUAGGCAGUUAUGGGCGAAUAGGCACCUUUUAUUAG